AUGACUGAUUUUUUUGAUCGAGCAAAAAGUUGGGGCGAUAUAGAUUCAGCAGUUCGUCGAAUAGCAGCUCGUUGUGAAGCAUACAAAGAUCCUACAGAUCGUGUAUUUUUCGAAGCAUCAGAAGCAGAAAAUCUGCGGGAAAUAAAAGAAUUAUUCGAAGAGGAAGCGGUGCAAUUUCGAUUGAAUAUUAUUUGGCAACGUUUAAAAAGUGAACAACGAGAUAGUUGGCUUCGUCCAAGUGCAUACUACCAUUUAGUUGGAAGUACAGAAUUUGAUAGGCUUAUUUCAGUGGUUAUAGAAGAGAAAUGUUUGAAAUCACUUAAUCAAAUUGGUAUCACUGAUUUGCUCAUUCAGAUUGGAAGAGGUAAAGUUGAAGUAAAAAAAUGCAGUCGUUGCGGUGUAAGAAUUGAUUAUUACCGUUAUAAAAAUGAUAUAUUACCAGACAUUUUGUCAGCAGAUUUGAUCAUCGGACACGCUGGUGCAGGAACAUGUCUUGAAGUACUUCGUGCUAGAAAACCUUUUAUUAUGGUAAUUAAUGAAGAAUUAAUGGAUAAUCAUCAGUGGGAGCUUGCUGAUCGCUUAUAUGAAUUGGGUCAUAUUUGUCGUACAGUACCAUCCAAAUUAGCUAAUAGUAUCAAGUCUCAUGAUGUUUUCAACUGUAAACCUUUUCCAGGACCUGAUUAUACCUUCGUUGCAAGAAAUAUUAUUCAACAUAUCUAG
Messenger RNA from Thelazia callipaeda (thelaziosis nematode), 720 nucleotides. Lineage: Eukaryota; Metazoa; Nematoda; Chromadorea; Rhabditida; Thelaziidae. The record is from the annotation of a GenBank genome assembly.